Molecule: messenger RNA, 1293 nt
Organism: Corticium candelabrum
Lineage: Eukaryota; Metazoa; Porifera; Homoscleromorpha; Homosclerophorida; Plakinidae
Product: complement factor H-like
Exons: 4
Coding region: 4-1293 (429 amino acids)
Source: RefSeq, a predicted model, not a curated record
GCGAUGCUACACAAAGAGCUGGUGGUGUUGUUCCUUGGACACUGCAUGCUCUUGAGCCUCUGUUCAAGCGAUGCUGUACAAAACAAUGGAACGUGCCACCAUCCCGCCCUGAAUGGAACAUAUAAAGAGAAUGAAGCUGUCAGGCUACAAUCAGGCUGCCCACCUCAGCCAACUACUCACACUUGUCAAGCAGAUGGAACAUGGAAGCCAAAAAUUCGCAAAAUAUGCAAGCAAUCUAGAAAGUGUAAACAUCCUUCCAAAUCUGUUAAGGAACGAUUUGACGUGAAUAAUGAAAUAAAGAUGCCUGCAACCUGCACCGACUCAACCAAUACAAAUUCAUCUGAAGCAUUCACACAGCACGUGUGUCAGCCAAACGGACAAUGGAAGCCACGUUACGUGAAUCCUUGCAAGCGUAGAAACAGGUGCGCCUGCGCUGAACCUCCUCAAUAUCCAAAGGCUCGACUAGAAACCCUCAAAAGGGCCUGCCCUAGGGAAGGAACUAAAGCCAUCUAUGGGUGUCAAAGCAACAUGAAAGGAGGAGGAAUAUUAGUAUGCAGAGAUGGCCAAUGGAGGGGUGAUCCAAUUCAGUGCCACAAACAAAUAAAAUCAGGCAACAACAAUGGUACUGGUUUACAACAAUCGACAUGCAGUCGCAAAAUAUGCAAGCAAUCUAAAAAGUGUAAACAUCCUUCCAAAUCUGUUAAGGAACGAUUUGACGUGAAUAAUGAAAUAAAGAUGCCUGCAACCUGCAAUGACUCAACCAAUACAAAUUCAUCUGAAGCAUUCACACAUCACGUGUGUCAGCCAAAUGGACAAUGGAAGCCACGUUACGUGAAUCCUUGCAAGCGUAGAAACAGGUGCGCCUGCGCUGAACCUCCUCAAUAUCCAAAGGCUCGACUAGAAAUCCUCAAAAGGGCCUGCCCUAGGGAAGGAACUAAAGCCAUCUAUGAGUGUCAAAGCAACAUGAAAGGAGGAGGAAUAUUAGUAUGCAGAGAUGGCCAAUGGAGGGGUGAUCCAAUUCAGUGCCACAAACAAAUGAAAUCAGGCAACAACAGUGGUACCGGUUUACAACAAUCGACAUGCAGUCUUGAUGAACUCCUACUAAAGGUUCCCCCAGAGAUAUCCAUAGUGGCUGCCAAUCAAUCAAUCUAUCGAACAAAAAAGAGACUGCAGCUACAAUGUGAUAAAUACAACAAGAUCAUAGGACCCAAGAGGGUCAAAUGUAACCACGGAAAAUGGGAAUACACUGGGAAAUCCAAACAGCAGGUGCCAAGAUGUCACAAGCUCAACUAG